Messenger RNA from Lepisosteus oculatus (spotted gar), 735 nucleotides. Its product is annotated as olfactory receptor 52E8-like. NCBI's taxonomy places the organism in Eukaryota, Metazoa, Chordata, Actinopteri, Semionotiformes, Lepisosteidae. Gene Ontology annotation, molecular function: olfactory receptor activity; G protein-coupled receptor activity. Gene Ontology annotation, biological process: G protein-coupled receptor signaling pathway. Gene Ontology annotation, cellular component: plasma membrane. The record is from RefSeq and is a predicted model, not a curated record.
AAUGAAAUUUCCUUGGUUGGCUGCCUCACUCAGAUGUUUGUCAUUCACUUCUUCUCGUCCUUUGAAUCCACAAUCCUCUUGGCCAUGGCUUUGGAUAGGUUUAUUGCCAUUUGCAUUCCCCUGCGCUACACUGAAAUCAUGAACUCGACAAUCUUCAAAAAACUCAGCAUCUUUGCUCUAAUAAGAAGUGGAUCACUGAUGUGCAGCCUCAUUAUUCUUGCCAAACCCCUUCCUUACUGUGGAUCAAAUGUCAUAAAACAGAGUUAUUGUGAGCACAUGGCUCUUGUUACUUUGGCUUGUGGUAGUAUUGCCAAAAAUGACGCGAUGGGAUUAGUGGUGGCCUACUCAAUUGUUAGCUUUGAUAUCUUAGUUAUUUCUUUUUCAUACAUUAGGAUUUUAAACGUAGUCCUAAAAGCUGCAUCAACAAAGGAACGUCGGAGAGCCUUUCACACAUGCGGCACUCAUUUGAUAGUGAUGCUGUUCUUUUACCUCUCAGGUAGUGUCACUUUUUUAGCCUACAGACUCAAAAUUAAUAUCCCUACGGACGUUCAUACGUUCUUAGGAGUAAUGUACUUAGUUUUCCCUGCCGGUGUCAAUCCAAUUAUUUAUGGAGUCCGAACAAAAGAAAUCAGAAAUGGGAUUGUGAAAAUCUUCACAAAGAGAAAAAUUAGUUUUGUCCAGAACAAUAUCACUACUGUGAAACAAGCAGGCUUAUUAAGGUCAAUUAAAAUUUAG